Tupaia belangeri chinensis (Chinese tree shrew) is the source of this 5849-nucleotide messenger RNA. It is a transcript of the gene GATAD2B, whose product is annotated as GATA zinc finger domain containing 2B. The coding region runs from base 21 to 1802 and encodes 593 amino acids. NCBI's taxonomy places the organism in Eukaryota, Metazoa, Chordata, Mammalia, Scandentia, Tupaiidae. The record is from RefSeq and is a predicted model, not a curated record. Gene Ontology annotation, biological process: negative regulation of transcription by RNA polymerase II. Gene Ontology annotation, cellular component: NuRD complex. Gene Ontology annotation, molecular function: zinc ion binding; sequence-specific DNA binding. The transcript is spliced from 11 exons.
UGACCAUCCUUCCUGGCAGGAUGGAUAGAAUGACAGAAGAUGCUCUUCGUCUGAAUCUGUUGAAGCGGAGCUUGGACCCAGCAGAUGAACGAGAUGAUGUCCUGGCAAAGCGACUGAAAAUGGAGGGGCAUGAAGCCAUGGAACGUCUGAAAAUGUUGGCACUGCUGAAAAGGAAGGAUUUGGCAAAUCUUGAGGUGCCACAUGAGUUACCUACCAAACAGGAUGGCAGUGGUGUCAAGGGCUAUGAAGAGAAACUCAAUGGAAAUCUCAGGCCUCAUGGAGACAACAGGACUACUGGAAGACCAGGCAAAGAAAACAUCAAUGAUGAGCCUGUGGAUAUGAGUGCUAGACGGAGUGAGCCAGACCGAGGAAGACUAACUCCCUCCCCAGAUAUCAUUGUUUUGUCUGAUAAUGAGGCUUCCAGUCCCCGUUCCAGCUCCAGAAUGGAAGAAAGACUCAAAGCAGCCAACUUAGAGAUGUUUAAGGGGAAGGGCAUCGAGGAACGGCAGCAGCUCAUCAAGCAGCUAAGGGAUGAGCUACGAUUGGAAGAAGCCCGACUGGUGCUAUUAAAGAAACUGAGACAGAGUCAGCUGCAAAAAGAAAAUGUGGUCCAGAAGACUCCAGUUGUACAAAAUGCAGCAUCAAUUGUUCAGCCAUCUCCUGCCCAUGUGGGACAGCAGGGCCUAUCCAAGCUUCCCUCUCGACCAGGGGCCCAAGGGGUUGAACCUCAAAAUUUGAGAACAUUACAGGGUCACAGCGUCAUCCGUUCAGCAACCAAUACCACCCUCCCACACAUGUUGAUGUCUCAGCGUGUUAUUGCACCAAACCCAGCCCAACUACAGGGUCAGCGGGGCCCACCGAAGCCUGGUCUUGUACGCACCACAACACCCAACAUGAAUCCCACCAUCAAUUACCAGCCGCAGUCAAGUUCUUCUGUUCCCUGUCAACGCACAACAUCCUCUGCCAUCUAUAUGAACCUUGCUUCUCAUAUCCAGCCAGGGACUGUGAACAGAGUGUCCUCACCACUUCCCAGCCCCAGCGCCAUGACUGAUGCUGCCAACUCACAGGCUGCAGCCAAAUUGGCUCUUCGCAAACAGCUGGAAAAGACACUUCUGGAAAUCCCACCCCCUAAACCUCCUGCUCCUUUACUUCACUUCCUGCCUAGUGCAGCCAAUAGUGAGUUCAUCUACAUGGUAGGCUUGGAAGAAGUCGUACAGAGUGUCAUUGACAGCCAAGGCAAAAGUUGUGCCUCACUUCUGCGAGUUGAACCUUUCGUAUGUGCCCAGUGCCGCACAGAUUUCACUCCUCACUGGAAGCAAGAAAAGAAUGGUAAGAUUCUAUGUGAGCAGUGUAUGACCUCCAACCAGAAAAAGGCUCUGAAAGCUGAACACACCAACCGACUGAAAAAUGCUUUUGUUAAAGCCCUACAGCAGGAACAGGAAAUUGAACAGCGAUUACAGCAGCAGGCAGCCCUCUCCCCCACUACGGCUCCAGCUGUGUCCAGUGUCAGUAAACAAGAGACCAUCAUGAGACAUCACACGCUUCGGCAGGCUCCACAGCCCCAGAGCAGCCUCCAGCGUGGCAUACCCACAUCUGCCCGCUCCAUGCUUUCAAACUUUGCACAGGCACCUCAAUUGUCUGUGCCAGGUGGCCUCCUUGGUAUGCCAGGUGUCAACAUUGCGUACUUGAACACUGGCAUCGGAGGACACAAAGCCCCCAGUUUGGCAGACCGACAGCGUGAAUACCUUUUAGACAUGAUCCCUCCCCGGUCUAUAUCGCAGUCCAUCAGUGGACAGAAAUAACGCCUGUUCCACUUGUACUGCCCCAACCUUGAAUCCUUUACCCCUUUCCUCUCCAGUCUCCCCCAACUUCCGUCGCAUGCAGUGCCUGUACUGGUGCCUACCAUACACGGAAAGCAAAACAGAAAAACAGAAGACAAAAAGUAGAAAUCAACAAGAAAACACACGCCCUGCCCUGCCACCUCCCCUUUAUUUCACACUGCUGCGAUCUGUUCUUCUGCCGCUCUUUUACCUUCAAUGUUCUUUAACAGUGUGGUGGAUCUUUGCCUCUGAUAGAGGUCAGAAUGAGGUCCUGGGGAGAAUCUAAGCCCUCUAACGUGUGUUUCUAAAGUUCGUUUUAUACUGUAAUUAUCAUCAUUUUAAUGAUGUUGUGUGUCCUCCCUCUGUUCAGUGGACGGUUAACCCCUUUCUCCCCUGAAUCUUUUCCUUUUCCUUUCUUUUCUUUCUUUUCCUUUUUUUUUUUGUAAACACAUGUGACAUUCAGUUCAAUGAUAGGAGCUUUACAGAUUGCAGUAGCGUCCCCAACUGCCAAAUAGGACAUGACGGGGGUUGUUAGGGGCAGAAGUUUUGAAUGCACUUAACCCAGGGGUAGGGGUGGCAUCAAAUGAGGAGGACUACCCCAGCUGUGGGUAUUUUAGGCUGAACAGUUUGGGAGGCAGUGUUAGUACUGAAAUUGGGCUCUUAAGAGUGAGGGGAAAGAGCCUGGAGGGAGAAGCUUUAAAACGCAACCACCCUGGAAUUUGCCCUUAGAGGGGGAGAAAAGGGUAUGAUGAUGAACACAAAUGGUGGGCCACUGGCCUUGGCCUUCUGGAUGCUGGGAAUAAGAUUGGUCUCCUGACCCCCAUGGAGAUACAGAAGUCUAUCCAGGCCCCAAAUAAUUUCAUCUUAUUUUCUUUGCAUAAUUCUCCCCCACAUCUUAUUUUAAAAUCCCUGUUCUGUCCCUUCUCACCACAGCCCUGGCUAUAGUACAGAGGCACAGCUGCCUCUGGGCUGAGUUUGCUGAGCAUCCUAGAACUUGCAAUGGGCAUGAGUGAGUCAGUGACAAAAGAAGAAAAUAGAAGAAGUAAGCAGGAAUUACUCCUAACAGUUGAGAUUCUCAUAUCUGCCUGUCCCUUCCCCCCAUGAGUGCCAGGAGAUAAGGGUGAGGGCAUCCCAUCAGGUCGGAGUCCUGUUGUACUGCGCUUCACUAACUGCAGAACCAGCUGCUCAGUGCCAGACAGCUUAUGUGAAGACCAGCUUUGGACCUCCACUAUACAAGUAGUUCCCCCACCCCAUCCCCACUCCCACCCCCCAGAAUUCUAUUAAUUUUACUUUUUUGUUGUUUGUUGUUUUUACUUUUUUUUUUCUUAAGCGCUACUAAUGUAGAGAAUGAUUUGAAUUGUGCAAUGUUGCUGUUCUGGGGAGUGAGGAGAUUAGCAUCCCAUUUGCCCACGCUGUGGGGAAGAGGAAGGGGACCAGGUAGUUUUGAGGUAAGGGAAGCCCCUUAAAGGUCAAGGCAUCUGCUCUCCUCUUCAUGUACACCCACUUGCCUCUGCAGCUCCAGUAGCUGCUGGAGUGCAUUGGGAAGAUGCUCUCAGCAGACAAGUGUGAGGAGUUCAAUAUUUUUGCCCUUAAAAGCCACCUGAGGAAAUCCCCCCACUUUUAUUUUUAAAACUUAAAUAAUUUUUUUAAAGUAAGAAGGCACUUUUUAAAUUAACACACACAUAAACUGCACAUCUUCCCCAUAAAAUUGGGAGGUGAGUGGGGGAAGGAGCUGAAAUCAGGCUCAGGUCCCUCACUCUGGCCUCUACUCCCCACACCCCAGUGCCACUGUGGGUGAUUAUACUGGCCCUACGGGCCUUCUUGGCUUUUUUUCUUUCCUCCCUUUCCCCAAAUUCAUUGAGCACUUAAUAAAGGAGCAGAGAUGCAGCCAGUGUCUGGGCCCCCCAGCGGUGAAAUGAUCUGGAAGCUAGAUGCUAGUAACAGGUAGUGAUCGGGUCGUUUCGAGUAUUUUUCUGGGGAAUAUGGUACCCCUGACUGUAAGUGGUGGGAGAGGGAGGGGGGUUAAUGGAACUGGGUCUGGGAUUAUUUUAAAAUUAUAUAUAUAUAUAUAAAGAUAUAUUCUUACAUCUUUUCUUUGCCCUCUGUGCUUUGAAAGCACUGGAUAAAUUGUUUGGUUUUGCUUUUCUCUCUUCCACAAAAUUGGAAGCUUUUUUUUUUAAUGUUUUCUCUACAAGUCAUCUUGCCUUGUGGCAUGUCUGUCUUGCAUCCCCCUCUCCCAUGAUGAAGUGCCAUUUCUGUUAUGUCUCCCUCUCUCCCAGCUCAGAGGUGCUCAGAGGUACGAGGUGCCCAAGUUUGUCAGUUGAGAUUAAAAGUAAGGAGCAGAGAAUGUGCAAUACCGUCUGGCUGGGGGCUGUCCCUGCCCUGAGCUGAGUCCCUUCCCUGGGAGCCAGGCCACUUUGAAUGGGGUUUGGAAGUGAGAUGUGUAGAGAUGGGGAAUGGCGGGGAAGAAAGCCCAUAGUCGAGUGCCUGCUUAGGUGCUGAAUCCGUAGGGGAGCAGGGAGCUUCCCUGUUUUAUCCCCUCAGGGUCAAUCACAUAGAAGCUGCUGUGGCUAGUAUAGCUCUGUGACCCUUUUCAAUCGCUGAGGUUUGAUUUCUUAUCCUCUCUCCUCCCCAUUUUCAUACCCUUCCCAGGGACUGGUGAUGGGGGUGAGGGGCCUCCCUAAUCAUGGUAAAGUAUUAACCUUCUACUUCCUCCUUUCCCAUCUCUUCCCCAUCUGUCUUCUUCAGUUCUCUCUCUCUCUCUCUUUUUUUUAAUCACUGAUUGCCUUGUGUCCCUCCAAGUCUUCUUUACUACCCAUCCCCAGGUUUUGGGCCCUGUGGACACUAACCUCAUGCUCUGAGGAUAAGAGGAAAGACCCUCUGUUGGGAUAGUUAUCCUUACCCUGGGAGCUCUGAAAGCCAGGGUAAGAAUAGAGAGGUUCCCAAGAGUUCUACCUGCCUUCCUCCAUCCCAGAGGCACCACAACUUGUGGUUUGUGGACAGGGUCUUCUUCCCUGAGAGGGUGGACUAGUAAUAGGCUUGGGUGAAACGGGGAGACAGGGGUCCUUAUUUGUCAGUUUUGUCAUUUGACCACAGCAUCUGGACUCCUUCCAUCCCUAGAAUAAGUAUUUUUCCCACAUUUUUGGAUACAUGUAUGGUAGACAAUUUUUUUUUAAGACUGAGAUAAAUGUUUUCCUGCUUUGGUUACCUUUCCUUUCCCCUUUAAAAAGGAAUUAGCUAUAGAACUGCUUUGUAAAGAUGCUUCUUGAUAUUUUACUUUUGUUCCUUUUCCCCAGCCAUUCCCUUUUCUCCACAUUUCUCCAGAAGGCAUAACCCUUCUCUCCAAACCCCCUACCCUCACCCCAGUCCUAGGCUCCCUUCCCUUCCAUCAAGACCUUCAUUAGCUUAUGAUAUUUGCUGCCGAGAUGUUAUAACAAGGACUCAUUCGUGUAUAUAAGCUAUUUCUUGAUCCAUUUAAAAGGAAUUGUACAUUGUGUAGAAAAAAAAAAAAACCUGAAAAAGAGAAAAAAAUGCCCUAGCCAUGGAUAUUGUGAAACUGUGUUAUGUCAUUUCGUAAUGUGCCCGUUUGUGUAUGAUCCGUGCAAAAGGGUUUCUGGGGAAGGGGAGGGGGUAGGGAGGCAGGGCUGUGGAGGGGCGGGUAGGGGAGUGGGCCGGGCCCAGCACACUGAGACUGGCAGCUGCUCCAACCCCAUCCCUCCUUUAGAGAUGCCACCUCCCCCACCACCCACCCCUAAUUUGUGCCUUGCCUCCCCACCCUGGAGUUGUCCCUCCGGGUCACCAGCACUGCCUUGGCAGAGCCCACUCCCUACCCUAACCUGCCCACCCUCCCUACCCCCCAGCAUUAGGUUGAUACUAUGGGGAAGUGCUGGGGGUUGGGAGUUAGCCGAGGAAUGGGGCAGUUCCCGGGGGCAUCGAAACCAAGUAUUAUUAUGAAUUGUAAUUGUAUUUGCACUGUUUUUUUUUCCUCUGAUUGCAUCAGCAUAUAUACAAUAUACCUAUAUAACAAAA